AUGUCCGCUAGUUACUGGGAAUCCACACAGCGUCAGAAAUGGCAGUACACGCGUGAAAGCCUUUUUCGCGAAAGACACCAGCUAUGGCUCAUGGAGUGCCAGCUUUUCCCACAGGGUCUGACCGUGACCAUGGAGAACAACAAAGCCGACGGCGAGGCUGUCACACGUAAUAUCCCCAUCACCCACGUUGACUUGCACUACGGCAAGGACUACAAUCUACGCAUCUACUGCUAUUUUCUCAUCAUGAAGCUAGGCCGGCGACUGAACAUACGGCAGUACGCGCUGGCUACGGCACACGUAUACUUAGCGCGGUUUCUACUAUGCGCCUCUGUGCGGGAGGUUAACCUGUAUCUUCUAGUGACCACCUGUAUCUACUUGGCGUGCAAAGUCGAAGAAUGUCCGCAGCACAUCCGCGCGCUAGUGAACGAGGCGCGCUCGUUAUGGCCCGAGUUCGUGCCCCCUGAUCCCACCAAGGUCACGGAGUUUGAGUUCUACCUGCUCGAGGAGCUGCAGAGCUAUUUGAUUGUGCAUCACCCAUACCGCUCGAUGGAGCAGAUUGUCAGCGCCCUGCGCUCCGAGCCCUACGGUCUCGUGCUCUCCGCAACUGACCUUCAAAAUUGCUGGUCCCUCAUCAACGACAGCUACAUCACCGACCUACACCUUUUAGUACCGCCCCACGUCAUUGCCAUGGCUUCCAUGUUGAUCAUCGUGUCUCUACAGCGAUCACAGCGCCCUUCCCUACAAGAAACGUUCAACUCCUUCAUGGCCCAGUCUCAGGUUGAUCUGGCCGAAGUCAUGGACACAAUUCAAGAUUUGAUUACCAUGUAUGACUACUGGGACAAGUACAACGAACCGUGGGUUAAGUUCCUCUUACAUUCGUUGUAUCUGCGCUCGACGUAA
This is a messenger RNA of Lachancea thermotolerans CBS 6340, 900 nucleotides long. RefSeq names its product cyclin-dependent protein serine/threonine kinase regulator SSN8 (gene SSN8). The record is from RefSeq and is a predicted model, not a curated record. Gene Ontology annotation, cellular component: nucleus; mediator complex. The coding region runs from base 1 to 900 and encodes 299 amino acids. Gene Ontology annotation, biological process: positive regulation of transcription by RNA polymerase II. NCBI's taxonomy places the organism in Eukaryota, Fungi, Ascomycota, Saccharomycetes, Saccharomycetales, Saccharomycetaceae. The transcript has a single exon. Gene Ontology annotation, molecular function: cyclin-dependent protein serine/threonine kinase regulator activity.